Molecule: messenger RNA, 660 nt
Organism: Penicillium subrubescens
Lineage: Eukaryota; Fungi; Ascomycota; Eurotiomycetes; Eurotiales; Aspergillaceae
Exons: 3
Coding region: 1-660 (219 amino acids)
Source: RefSeq, a predicted model, not a curated record
AUGAAUACAGAAUGUCUCGCAGAAGGCGACUACGAUGUCUUUUGCCCUCGAGGAGAUAUCAAAUUGACAGAGGAGACUUGCGUGCGACGAAUCUUUUCCCUUAGCCGAAGCGGUCGAGGAAAUGAUUCUUUUCGGGAUUCUGUGCGGUCACGAGAUGGUAAAUGUGUUUUGACUGGGGUAGUCAACACUGACGAUGACUGGGCCGGCAUUGAAGCGGCGGACAUCUUCCCUGUGGAUCGCGAGGGACUUUUGCCCCAGCGUAAUUUCAACCACUCAAUCAACUCAGUACAGAACGGCCUGUUAGUCUCGGCAACCAUGCACCAGCUAUUCGAUAGCUACCUUGUUUCCGUCAACCCAGAUAUCACAGAUUUUGGAGGUAAUAAAUGGGACGUCGAUGGUCGAGUACUGGAUAUCGUGUGUCGAGAUCCUAACAACCCCAUCCGUGUCGCAGAUGAAUUGCUUCGUUGGCACUUCUGCCAGUCAGUGCUUGCCAACAUGAAGGGAGCUGGCGAACCCAUCUUUGAGCACGAUUUUCCUCCAGGUACUGAAGUGGUCGGAGAAAUCCUCAUAGGGCCACUUCCGGCUGAGCGCAUGGAAUUGGAGCUUUUUUCUCGGUUACAGGGAGCUUCGCAAGAGGACAAUGAAAAUGAAACUAUCUAA